Messenger RNA from Durusdinium trenchii, 1050 nucleotides. The record is from the annotation of a GenBank genome assembly. Lineage: Eukaryota; Dinophyceae; Suessiales; Symbiodiniaceae.
AUGUCGCUUUUCGUUGUGACAGUGCAGGGGGUGGCUGUUCUGUUUGUCAGGUUCUUGCAGAAGUUCUUUGCGGCCUUCCCGCAGUACCAGAACACGAACUUCUACAUCUUCGGUGAGUCCUACGCAGGCGAUGCUUUUACCAGCGCCCACCCGUGGUAUCCGGAGAUGGGCCACUUCGGUGGGCAGCAAGAGGGUGGCCAUGCGCCGCAGAACGUGAUCAGCAAGGGGGACUACUACAUCAUGACGAAGGGCCUGGUGCCAGCCUGCGAGCUGGGCAUCGUGGCCUGCAACCGAGGCGUCGACCCGGACCCCACCAGCGGGGGCGUGGUGAACGCCUCGGCGUGCUUUGCGGCCUACGACGCGUGCAACUUCAUGGCGAUCAUGCCCUACGAACUCACCGGCAAGAAUCCCUACGACAUGCGCAAGAUGUGCACCCAUGGCCGUUUGUGCUAUGACUUUGACAUGAUUGGCACAUACCUCAACAAGCCCGAGGUGCAAACGCAGCUAGGUGUGCAAAAGAAAUGGGGAUCUUGCAACUAUGCCGUGGAUCUCUCCUUCGUGGCUGCUGGUGAUUGGCUCCUCCGCUAUCAGAAUCUCUUGCCAGAUCUUCUGGCAGAUGGCAUUGAUGUGCUGAUCUAUGCAGGCGAUGUGGACUACAUCUGCAAUUGGCUUGGAAACAAGGCGUCGGCCCGAAACGCUGGGUGGGUGGGUACCACUAGGUGUCAGGCUGAGACGGUUCGAAAACCCGCGUGUUCUUCUUCCCAGGUGGCCAAGCUCCGCUCGUCCAAUGGCUUGAACUUCAUGCAAGUCUUCGAGGCGCCUUUCGAGCCUUCGGCGAAGAACGUCACGAAAGGACCCGCCGAGUGGGUUGGGGGGAACACCUCGGAGUUCAGAGCAUCAGAAGGCCCCAACACACGGGUUUCGGAUGGAUUUCAGAAGGUACCCUUGUGGCAAUGGAUGAAGGGUUGUAGAGUCUUCCACAAAAAAAGACACCUUCGGAGCUCCCGAGCUCCCCGCUGCAUCGCUUUUUUGGUGUCCCUCCAGUCCUGA